AUGAGCAAUGUACUUUUACUUUAUGCGAUUUAUGUAUUGGCAAAUAUGCUUGAAUAUUUUAUGAAUUUUAUUGUUUUAUUCACAUAUUCGGAUCCAUGUGAAUGUUUAAUUCCAGUUUGGUUAGUUUAUUUGAUUAGGAUGCCAUUCAUUAUUUACGUUAACGGCUCUCCUUUAUUUCAUUUUGCUAUAAUGAUUGAAAGAGUUUUGGCUACAGUUUAUGUUAAUAUUUAUGAAAAUCAGGGGAAAUUGUUUGGAGUUAUUAGCACAAUUAUUGCGUGGGCUUUGGUUUUUACACAUUGUCUUUACAGUUAUAUUACAACACAAAUGGAUACCGACACAUUUGGUCAUCCAAUGGUUUAUCUAACACUGACUACUAAGUAUAAUUCUCAAACGCUUAUAUUCGCUAACUUCUUUUACUUGUUUUUGGUAAUAUGUGUAGCUAUUGCUGAUUAUUAUUUAAUUGUUCGGAAUAAAAAAAUCAAAUCAAAUUUGUAA
Molecule: messenger RNA, 495 nt
Organism: Meloidogyne enterolobii
Lineage: Eukaryota; Metazoa; Nematoda; Chromadorea; Rhabditida; Meloidogynidae
Source: the annotation of a GenBank genome assembly